CAUUUUGUUAAAUUAUAAUAUUUUUUGAUUUAGAUUCAAUAUAAUCCAACACGUUAAAGCUUAUUUUACUAAUAAAACGUAUUUUUUUACUUAUUUAAUAUAGAUAUUUCCACAAUAUUCCAUCUAUCUCCACACCUCUUAUUCUUAUUAUUGUUUUUUUCUUUUCUGUUCUCUCCUGAUCUCUCAUGGCUUCCACUACCAAAGAAAUAGCUACAGAGAUCCUCCCUUUCAUGCGGGUCUACAAAGACGGCUCCGUCGACCGCCUCCUCGAAUCGCCGCUCGUCCCUACGUCGCCCGGCGACCCCGAAACCGGGGUCUCGUCCAAGGACAUCUCAAUCUCCCUCAACCCCGCCAUUUCCGCCCGCUUGUUCCUACCACCAUUAAACCACAACAACCAAAAGCUCCCCGUCCUCGUCUACUUCCAUGGUGGCGGCUUCUGCUUCGAGUCCGCCUUUUCCUCCGAUCACCACCGCUUCCUCAACAGCCUCGUCUCCCAAGCCAAAGUCCUGGCCGUUUCCGUAGAGUACAGGCUCGCUCCUGAGUAUCCUCUUCCCGUCGCCUAUGAAGAUUGCUGGUACGCCCUCCAAUGGGUUGCUUCCCAUAAUUCAAAUCACGAUGAUCGUGAUGAUCAUGAUCAAGACAUUACCAAAGAGACGUGGCUGACAAACCAUGGAGACUUUGAAAAACUCUACAUUGGCGGCGACAGCGCGGGGGCCAACAUCGUCCACAACGUCGCUCUCCGCGCAGGGACCGAGUCCGAGAGCCUGCCUUGCAAUGUCAAGAUCCAUGGCGCGUUCCUCGCUCAUCCUUACUUUUGGGGCUCCAAGCCGAUCGGCUCAGAGCCAAAAGAAGGGUUUGAGAAUGCACUAGAACGUUUGGUUUGGGACUUUGCGUACCCGUCAGCAUCGUGGGGGAUCGAUAACCUGAUGAUCAACCCGGUGAGCGGGGGCGGUGCGCCGAGCUUAGCGGGGCUCGGGUGCUCGAGGAUGCUGGUGUGUGUGGCGGGGAAGGAUCGGCUGAGGGAGAGAGGGGUUUGGUAUUAUGAGGCGGUGAAGGAGAGUGGGUGGAAAGGGGAAGUUGAGCUGUUUGAGGUGGAGGAAGAGGAUCAUGCUUUCCAUAUAUACAACAUUGAUUCUCACAAUGCUAAUGUCAUGAUCAAACGCUUGGCUUCUUUUCUUGUUUGAUAAUUAAUGAAAUGGUGUUUUUCUUGCUCUUUUUAAGUGUUCUAGUUAUGUAUCUAUGGUGCUAGUACCAUUCAUGAUGUGUUAUUUGUGUAUUGGAAGUAAUGUUUUAUGGAUUUCCGGUUGCAUUGAGAAAUUGCACGAUGGCCAUGACAAAUUGGCUGAAAUAAUAAACAUAAAGGAUUACUAAAUUGUAA
Molecule: messenger RNA, 1378 nt
Organism: Morus notabilis
Lineage: Eukaryota; Viridiplantae; Streptophyta; Magnoliopsida; Rosales; Moraceae
Product: 2-hydroxyisoflavanone dehydratase
Exons: 3
Coding region: 186-1184 (332 amino acids)
Molecular function (GO): hydrolase activity
Source: RefSeq, a predicted model, not a curated record